This is a messenger RNA of Musa acuminata subsp. malaccensis (wild Malaysian banana), 1698 nucleotides long. Its product is annotated as spindle pole body component 110. The record is from RefSeq and is a predicted model, not a curated record. Lineage: Eukaryota; Viridiplantae; Streptophyta; Magnoliopsida; Zingiberales; Musaceae.
GGCUGCGGUCGCAUCAGAGGAGAAAAGAGAAAAAAAAAACCAAAAACAGGAGGAGAACUCGGUCGACGAGAUCGAGCCCAAUCUCGCCGCUCCUCUCUCCGCUGGCCCCUCGCGUCGCCAUGGAUGCUCAAUCCCGCGGUCGACGAACGUUGGAAGAAAUCCGUCAGAAGCGAGCGGCCGAGCGAUUGCACAAGGUCCCCUCUGGCUCGGAUCUCGAAUCCGCCAAUCCAUAUGGCAUGCAGAGAUCAGAAGGCGGCGUCCGAUCGACAGCCGAGAGAGAUUCUUUUGCAGUGGCAUCUCGAAUCAAGGAGUUUGAGAAUAAGAAUUCAGAACUUGAGAGUGAAAAUCAGAAAUUGUUAGCGACGCUUGAUGAAAAGGAAGUUCAAAUUGAUUCAUUGAGGAAGCACUUAAGUGAUCUGGAACAAAAUAGCUUGCCCUCCUUGAGAAAGUCUCUGAAGGAUGCUUCCAUUGAAAAAGAUGCAGCAAUUGUUGCCAGGGAAGAUGCUUUGUCCCAACUUCGGACCAUUAAGAAACGAUUAAAGGAGGCAGAAGAGGAGCAAUACCGAGCUGAACAGGAUGCUGCAGCUCUAAGAGCAGAAUUAAAUUCACUGCAACAACAAGGUCUAGGGACUUCGUUUAGCAGUGUCCCAUUAGGUAACUCACCAGAUCAUGUUCUUUCCCUGGAAAAGGAAAUAAUGGAAUUGAAAACCGAGUUACAGCACAUCUCACUGUGGAGACAACAAGAGCAGCAGAAACUAUCUGAAGAACAGUUCCGCAGUUCUUCCCUAAUGGCUGAAAAGAAAGAGCUGGAAGAUAAAAUUGCAUCUUUCACCAAGAAGAUUUCAGAAAAUGCUUCAGAUUUAGCUGUGCGCAAGGCAAUUUCAGUGGACAAGGAGAAACUUGAAAAGCAGUUGCAUGAUAUGGCAGUUAUGGUUGAGAGACUUGAAAGCAGUCGACAAAAACUGCUGAUGGAGAUUGAUUCUCAGUCUACAGAGAUAGAGAGGUUGUUUGAGGAGAACUCCAAUUUGUCAACUUCAUAUCAGGAAGCAAUGGGGCUAGCAGUGCAGUGGGAGAACCAGGUGAAGGACUGUCUGAAACAAAAUGAACAGCUUCGAUACCUGCUUGACAAACUCAGGUCUGAACAAGCCAGCCCAUCGCAAACAAGUGAUAGCAAUAUUCAAUCAGAUGUUGAAGGUGACAAAGGGAGAACAUCUGACCCAUCAGAAGUUGCUUCUGAAAAUUUGUCACUUAAGGAUCAGUUGGCAAAAGAACAGAGCAGAGGUGACGCAUUGGCUGCAGAGGUUAUGAAACUCACUGCUGAGCACAGACGUGCUGCCCAAGCAUAUAACACACUCAUACGCCUGUAUAGACCUGUACUGCGAGACAUAGAGAACAACCUAAUGAAAAUGAAGCAAGAGAGCUAUGCUGUGGCUUUGUGAUGAUAUAAUUGAGGACUUGGCCACAGCAAAUAUGAUGUACGCAUUCUUAAGAAAGUUUGAACGCCAUCAAUGUUGCGGUGCAAUUCAAUCAGAAGAGUUCUCGGGUGACAAAAAAAUCCCCAUCAUUAUGCUUUCAUUUGGAAAGCAAAAUGUUAGAUUUGCUAAUUUUGUUGUGUUCUCUGUCGAAUUAUUCAUUGGAUCUCAAACACCCACAGUUUCUAAAUCGUGUUAUUGUGAAAUUGAAUGGCCUUUUGACUGU